Messenger RNA from Exophiala xenobiotica, 1452 nucleotides. RefSeq lists its product as uncharacterized. The transcript has 2 exons. Lineage: Eukaryota; Fungi; Ascomycota; Eurotiomycetes; Chaetothyriales; Herpotrichiellaceae. The record is from RefSeq and is a predicted model, not a curated record. Gene Ontology annotation, molecular function: prenylcysteine oxidase activity. Gene Ontology annotation, biological process: prenylated protein catabolic process; prenylcysteine catabolic process. Bases 1 to 1452 code for a protein of 483 amino acids.
AUGCAUUUCUCUAUCGCCACAGGCGUGGUUCUUCUGCUCCAAAUCCUCUUCGUCGGCUGCGACCAGCCCCAAACACCACUGCGCAGUGGCGCCGCGUCGCAAUAUAAACCGCACCGUAUCGCCAUCAUUGGUUCUGGACCUGGCGGAUCUUCUGCUUCGUAUCACCUCAAGAAGUUCGCGCAGUCGUCCUCCCUUGAAAUUCCCCUUGACAUAACCGUCUUCGACCCGAAUCCCUACAUCGGUGGCCGCACAACGACGGUCAAUGCUCUGGACGAUCCCCGCUACCCUACCGAACUCGGUGCCAGCAUCUUCGUGAAGAUAAACCACAUCCUCUACAAUGCCACGCGGGACUUUGAGCUCAGUCCGUCGUUGAAAAUCUUCGAAUCAGCGCCUGAUGCAAAGUACGAGCUAGGAAUAUGGGAUGGCACCCAAUUCGUCUUCAAAACGGCCGCGGAAGACGACGACACCAGCUCCUGGCGCGGCUGGUGGGACAUUGCGAAACUACUCUGGAAGUACGGUCUGAGUCCGAUCCGCACGCAGCGGGCGACCAGAGCAGCUAUCGGCUCGUUCCUCAAGUUUUACGACGAAUUUUUCCCAUUCACCUCCCUGCAGGAUGCGGUGGACAGCACGGGAUUGGAUGCAUACACGGGCCUGACUGGGAGGGAGGUCCUGAAGAACGCUGGCGUGAGCGGGACGUUCGGCCGCGAGAUCAUCCAGGCGAGUACGCGGGUGAACUAUGCGAGCAACCUCGCUGGCAUCCAUGGGCUCGAAACGCUCGUGUGCAUGGCUAUUGAAGGCGCGAUGGCCGUCGAUGGUGGGAAUUGGCGGAUCUUCGAGCGCAUGGUUAAGGAGUCGGCGGCGCGGGUGUUUUUGAACACGAGCGUGACGGACGUGAGCAGGUCGGAUACCGCUGAUACCGCUGCCUCUGCCGCAAGAUAUCAUCUACGCACGACGGAUCAAGACCUCAAUGAAUACCUGACUGGGGACAGGGACGAUGGCAUCCGCAUGCGGGGAGACGGAGACGGUGAUCUUGACCUAGUAGGCGAAUAUGGCCACGGAUAUGACACGGUCAUCGUCGCGGCGCCGUUGCAGUUCGCCCAUGUAUCCUUCAGCCCUGCGCUGGUCAAUCCGCCCGAGAAGAUACCCUACGUGUCGCUGUACGUCACGCUGUUGACCUCGCCGCACCGUUUGGCGCCCAGUUUCUUCGGGCUGGACAGCCAAGACGACGUGCCUUCUUCCGUGAUCACGACAUUACCAAAAGAUCUGGACGAUCAGCUCGGUUCGCGUCAUGGCGUCGACGGCGUCGGACCGGCCGGGUUCUGGUCUACUAUUGACUAUCGAACACUAUGGUGUGACUAUCUUACCUCCAUGAUGCCUCCCAAGGACAAACCGUUACUUUACCUUGGAGUACCUGGCUUACAGAACCUUACGAAGAUCGAAAGAUUGAAAUAA